This is a messenger RNA of Alternaria conjuncta, 264 nucleotides long. RefSeq lists its product as uncharacterized. NCBI's taxonomy places the organism in Eukaryota, Fungi, Ascomycota, Dothideomycetes, Pleosporales, Pleosporaceae. Bases 1 to 264 code for a protein of 87 amino acids. Gene Ontology annotation, cellular component: mitochondrion; peroxisome. Gene Ontology annotation, molecular function: glutathione peroxidase activity; glutathione transferase activity. The transcript has 2 exons. The record is from RefSeq and is a predicted model, not a curated record. Gene Ontology annotation, biological process: glutathione metabolic process.
AUGUGGGAAAACGGCAAGGAUGUCAGUAAACCGGAGGUACUUGUGGAAGUUCUAAAGCAGCGUCUAAAGGAAGAUGAAGCCCGGGAAGUCAUGGCGAAAGCAAACAGCCCGCCAUACAAGCAGCAGCUGAACGAUAAUACCAAGGAAGCCCUCGACCGAGGUGCCUUUGGCUGCCCAUGGUUCCUUGUGCGCAACUCGAAAGGGGAAGAAGAACCGUUCUUUGGUAGUGAUAGUAAGGCGCCCGCUACGGGGGAGAUGCUGUAA